UGCCCCGCCCGUCCGGGGCCGCUGGCGCCGCCACACGGGUGCCGCGUCGGGGCCCGGCUGUGUCGCGGAGCAGGACGGGCGGCGGGGUGACCCUCAAAGACCACAGGUCGUGCCGAGCCACCCCUUUCCUGCCGCAGCCAGACGGCUUUAGAUGACUUUGAUGAGCUUGUGGUGAGUAACGAUGAUGUUGUGCUCAGAAAUAUCGCUGAAGAUUUGCGGAAUCGUUUACCCAUCGAGGCAAUGUUUACUUCAGAACAUCAGGCUCUUCAGAAAAUACACCAGCAUCCACUGCCCAUGAUUCAUGUUGAUGCAUUCCUUUAUGAUGAUGAUGUUGUUGAUUCAUUGUGUGAGGAGGGAAAAAUGAGUAGGAGCUACUGCACAGAGUGUGGCUCAUACAAAACUGCAUCUUUAGAGUUUAUUUCGCAUUCCUUUUCUCUCAUGGAACUGAAGUUUCUUUAUCAACAUGUACUGCCUGACCUGACAGGAAAGGUAGUGGUUGACGUUGGCUCCAGGCUGGGUGCAGUGCUAUUUGCGGGUUAUCUUUAUAGCUCAGCUUCCCAGCUGUAUGGAGUAGAAAUGAAUGCAGACUUUUGCCAGUUGCAAGAAAUGAUGAUUACAAAGUAUGAGUUCAUUGACAGAAUAAAGGUGGUUCAUGCAGACAUCUGUACUCAGCCCUCACUUCUGCAGAAGGCUGAUGUUGUUGUAAUGAAUAAUGUCUUUGAAUAUUUUCUUGACAGACAGGAACAGGCCAGAGCUUGGGAAUUUAUUGCUUGUAAUGUAAGGAGAAGAGGGUCCUUAUUAGUGACAGUUCCAAGUCUUGAGGAAUCACUUUCAAAGCUCCAGGCAGAUGUACAGCUCAGUCAAUGGGUCGAAGAGGUGCAGCUGAACUAUGAUGUGUAUAUGGAAAAGGAUGUUGACAGAGAAGCGCUCGAACAGAUACAUUUAUACAGGAUUCUCUAGGAAAAAUUUACUAGUAGCCUUAUGAUAUAUAUUUUGGACCUAAAAUGAAUUUGGAUUGAUUUGUGUGAAUAAAUAAGG
Ficedula albicollis (Collared flycatcher) is the source of this 1038-nucleotide messenger RNA. RefSeq lists its product as uncharacterized. Gene Ontology annotation, molecular function: S-adenosylmethionine-dependent methyltransferase activity. The coding region runs from base 241 to 960 and encodes 239 amino acids. The record is from RefSeq and is a predicted model, not a curated record. The transcript has 8 exons. Lineage: Eukaryota; Metazoa; Chordata; Aves; Passeriformes; Muscicapidae.